UAUAUAAAGUUGUAGUCGUAGCGUACGUUCGAAUCCGUUGACUUAGGUUAGGUGGCGUCAUUCUUGAUGCCGCGCCCGGUCCAGCCCGACUCGGAGUGCUCGGAAUAAUUACACGAUUGGAUCACCGACCAAGUCCUGCCUUUGUCCGAUCACCUGUCGCAAAUAUCCGUCAUGGUUCUUCUCUAAAAACUGUUACAAACUGUUAUUCCUUCCCGAGACUGCUGGGAGCUCGAUAUUUUGAAAAAUCUUUGAGCAGAUGUCAUUGGACGUGAAAAAUCGAGAUAUCGAUCAGGUAGCGGUAAAAGCAAGAAAACAUUAACGCGGUUGAUUUUGAACGAAAUGGAGAGUCGUUGAUCGUCUUGGAUAGUCGCACAAUCCCGUUUUUUAAUGCUGAUGAUCCAUUUCUUUGGAAUUCGGGAAGCAUUGCUGGUUGAUGCGCUGGCACUUUCUCGUCGCAGGUAGAGUCAACAGUGUUUAAUGCAGGUGUGGCGCGUCGCAUAUUUUCCGGUAUGCUUAAGAAAAUUUAAUGCUUGAAAGUGAGUACAAGUUCUUCGAAGUAAAUUAGUCCAUCGACUAUUAAUGUUGCCAUGCUAUUCUAUACAUACGUAUAAUAUUUUCUUUUAUUCAAUGAAUGCUCGUAUUUGCACAAUGUCAUCGGACCGUAAUGGUUAAAAAGUUAUCGUAAAGUUGAGUUUGAUUUAAUAUCUCGACACGAUGUUUGCACCAUGGAUAGUUUUUAUCAUGGUCUUAAUGCUCCGAAGUCAGAGUUACGCGAUGGCUCUGGAGUAUCUGGGUUGCUUUAAAAGCUUGGAGUCGAACCUGGACCUUCCUUUCCUAGCCCUCGAUCGUGCCAGUAGUCCUUUGGAAUGCGUUGCAGAAUGCCAGUCUCGGUAUUACAAGUUCGCUGGGCUGACGGAUGGGCAAAAAUGCUACUGUGGUAGCACGUACGGUAGGAAUGGAGAGUCACGUGCUUGUACAAUUCCAUGCGUCACUGAUGCGUCUGCCUUUUGUGGAUCUCAUGAGGCUGUGAGUGUAUACGCCACGAGUCAAAAAGGACCAAGUCCACCGAGGCGAAUACAAGUAAAUAGAAUGAAACAGGAUGAAUUUAAAAUUACGUGGGAACCUCCUAUUCUACCUAAUGGUAACGUGACGUUAUACAAAGUCCGAGCAGUAUCCAUCGACACUCACGCCUUUGAACCUUUACCCCCUGUCGAGAGUCGAAUACAAGGUGGCACAUCCAAUGAAACUACGCUUGGAGGUCUCCAACCCGGAACCAAAUACAACGUAUCGGUUACAGCCGUAAACGAGGAAGGAAAUGGCGAACCUGCCUAUGCAGUAGAAUGGACACCCAUUGGACCUCCUUGUAAGCCCGAUCCACCAAAAUUAUUGGGAAAGAGUGACACCACCGUGACCAUAAUACUGACAAGAAGUUGUAGUGAAAACGGACCCGUAAGCGCAUAUCAGGUGGUCGUGGUUCGACCAGGAAUAAUACCGCCAUUUGGUGCAGAUGCAGUUUUCCCAAAUUAUAACGACUCGAUUCAGGAAGGCCUGGGAUACUACGUCACCGGAGAAUUCGAGGCACGCGAUUUCGAAAAAUACGAGCGAUUUACGGUGGGAAACGGUGGAUACGUAGGUGGAUACUACAAUGCACCUUUGAUGGCAGGCGCACCGAUCCCUCGAAUAGGAGCGGCAAUCGUGUCCAGAGCUAGAGACGAAAUGCGAUACGGAUACUCGGAUUUAACAGAAGGCACACGGUAUUUACAGCAUUCAGCGGAGGCGCGAAUGGACUCCACGGCGAUCGUCCUCUGCGUGGCCAUAGGCAUCCUGGGAACGCUCCUGGUUGCUUCGAUAUUCCUCUAUGUACUUCUGAAACGCCGUCAUCGAAAGGGCCGGGAGAGAAGUCUGUCCGAGCGCCGAGAACUGACCCUACAAGGGCCGAUCUACGAGGUCGACAACGUUGCGUACAUCCCCGAAGACGUUCCCGAGAGAGCGGAUCACUAUCACGAAUUGAAGAACAAGGUUUGGAGCAUCCCGCGAAAUUUCCUCUCCGUGGACGCCGUGGUUCUUCGAAGGGGUCGCUUUGGUACGAUCCAUUCCGGCACUGUAAAAAGGGAUGGUACACCGUCCAGGGUUUGCGUCCACGGCAUCUCGGAUGGAUUGUUGAGGGGAUCGGAAAAAAAGAUGAUGCUGCGGGAGCUCGACGUGUGCAUUCGUGCCGGGUCGCACGAAUACCUCGCUGGACUCACGGGCACCUGCGAAACGCCCGACACCCUGUACGUCGUCUUCGAAAUGCCGCCUUUCACCCUGAAGGAUCAUCUGCUCGACUCCCGGUCGGGUGGUUCGUUCCCUUCUGAUAGAAUAUUGCCUAUCGGAGCCCGCGUGGCGCAAGGGCUGAGGUACCUGGCCUCCCAAAAAAUCGCUCACGAGCGUCUCUGCGCCAGAACCGUUGGCAUCGCUGAGAACUGGAUCCCGAAGAUUACUGGCCAUGGACUGGCCAAGCACUCCACGGAGGACCUGAAGUAUAUCCGAUGGACCGCCGUCGAGUGUUUCGACCGAAACUCCAGGAGGAACCACCAGCCGGGAGUGGUUUGGGCCUUCGGCGUCCUCAUCUGGGAGAUGCUCAGCGUCGGAGGCACGCCUUACGCGGAUCUGGAGCUCGACAGCGACCUGGAGGAAGCCGUCUCCAGAGGUCUUCGACCCAGACGACCACCCGAUGUCCCGGAUCCGCUCUACGAGGUCGUUCUUUCCUGCUGGCAGUCUGACCCUGAAGAGCGGCCGUCCUUCGACGAGCUGGUUCGCCUGGACACUCUCAGCAUCUGUCCGAUCACCGCCAUCACGGAGCCUUACGUCCCGGAACUCGAAUUGAAUUAAGAGAUCUAGAGCAGCAUCUAGUUUUAAGAAUUUUUAUAUACAUUCCAACGGGUACACGUACUUAAUUGCGACCUACUCGUGCUUGUACAAGUCUAUGUACCAGUGUCGGGGGGUGUUUACGAGAUCUAACGUAACGUCUUGCACGUGAUUUCACGCAACCUAGAUAAGGGGGAAAUUCGAUUAUCUCUUUAUUUUAUUCUCGCUCCGUAAUACGCGCUUUUGCUCGUGUUAAGGCUGCGUAACUUGUUCAGUCCCUUGUGUUCAAUCGAUUUGCGUAUAUAAUCGAGUCUUAAACUUAAUUGAAGUAACUAGGCAGUAUUUUUACAGAUGUCAUUAUAUGAAUGAGUUUUUAUACCUUUUGUUAUAGUACCUAGAUCUUUUAAUCAUCGAUAUUAGAUACUUGCGCGAUUUAUUGCGUUCAACUUCAUGCAUUCCAUUUUUGGAUUUUAAGUUUAAAUCGGUACAUUCGAACGUUACACAACAAACGCGGUAUUGUGCACCGAUUGGCGUUCCAUAUCCGUACAACGAAUACCGAACGUUUAUACGAAGGAAGGGAAUUAAGCCGGCAAAGUUGUACAUAAUGCAGAGAAAUAUUUCUAUAUUUUAUGCUUUAUAUUUAUAUCGUAAUGGCCGACAUCAAAGAUUUCGAAGACUUCCGGUCCUCGCGCGCUCGUACGUCCUGAACAUCAACGUCGAUGUUGAAUCUACGCGUUUCAAUGUGGUACACCAAGGAGGGAGAAGCAAGUACAAAGUUUAACGAGACUUACUCGGUAUCGCAUCUCGCUAAUUUAAUUAAUUCUAGCGAACAAAUGUCUCGCGUCGUCGCCAACGUCGACGUCCGAUUAACGCAUACAUACUUAAUUCACCGCCUUUGUAUUCGAAGCACCGGAGAAGACCAAUGCCGAUCUCAAAUGUUUUUCACCGAAUGCGAACAUAAUGCACGCAACGAUCUGACUAAUUUUAGUACACAUUAAUUAUAUACGUAUUAAUUCCCAUUACAAUGGACACCACGAAUUAACGAAUCGGAAGGUCACGCGUGGGCGCGGGGUAUGUAAUAUAUAUACACACGUCUUGAAAUAGCGACAAUGACGAUGUAACAUCGAACCAGGUUGUACAUUAAAUGGCAUUUGACCCCAA
Molecule: messenger RNA, 4008 nt
Organism: Orussus abietinus
Lineage: Eukaryota; Metazoa; Arthropoda; Insecta; Hymenoptera; Orussidae
Gene: Wsck
Product: putative tyrosine-protein kinase Wsck
Exons: 4
Coding region: 715-2871 (718 amino acids)
Biological process (GO): multicellular organism development; positive regulation of kinase activity; cell surface receptor protein tyrosine kinase signaling pathway
Cellular component (GO): signaling receptor complex
Molecular function (GO): transmembrane receptor protein tyrosine kinase activity; ATP binding; protein binding
Source: RefSeq, a predicted model, not a curated record